Molecule: messenger RNA, 3571 nt
Organism: Laetiporus sulphureus 93-53
Lineage: Eukaryota; Fungi; Basidiomycota; Agaricomycetes; Polyporales; Laetiporaceae
Exons: 9
Coding region: 179-3262 (1027 amino acids)
Biological process (GO): protein phosphorylation
Molecular function (GO): protein kinase activity; ATP binding
Source: RefSeq, a predicted model, not a curated record
GUUCUUCUGAACUGUCUCAACGUCAACACCGGCGACGACGGGGAGCUCGGCGCGCUGCUCAAUCUCAAGCUCCUGAAUUCAGACAUCCUGGCUCUCCUCGUCGCUCUUUACUGACGCAACCUGGCUGGAAUUGCUCUGGCUGGACGACCCCUUGCUAGACUAAUCCUGUCAUUCGGGUAUGGCCCAACGGCGCUCUAACCUUAGAGUCUCAUCAGUCGCAGACACCGCCAUUUUGACUAGCCGAAAGCUCCAGUCGCGACGCGGUGCUGGCUCUCGCAGACGCGUCGUCGCUUUCGCCAAUCCUUACAUAUCGCCCGAGUCCAGUUCUCACGGUCCGGUCGCGUCUAGCAGCUCUUCCUCGGAUCCACCCCGCGCAGUUUUGGUCCCACUCCAGUUUAAUCUCCGUCGUCUUCCUUCCCGGUCGAAUAUGGCGAAGGAAGGGAUACACGACGAUAUUCGCGAUUACCGUGUACGUGCCGGAAUCAAGCGUAAACGCAUGGUUAGUGGUACCGAAAACGCGGCCUCCGGAAAGAAUUCACGCGCGCCUUCGAGAGUGAAGCGAAGGAAAACCAGUCACGAUUCGAGUGAAGACGAUUUUAUAAGCGAUAUGGAAGUUGAUGGUCAUGCGCAUUGGGAAGGUCCUGACAGGUCCGAUGACGACGGAAUUGUGGACACAUCGGAUGACUUCCUCAUAAACGAGGCGCCUUCCCGCCAGCUGUUACGGCUGCGCAAGGAUGAGCUUGUUCGUUUAUAUGUGGCGGCUGGUCUAUCGGAGGAUGCAGAGCUUCUCACGAAACAAGAGAUUGUAGAUUGCAUUGUCGAUGCGCGGGAUGACAUUGCGGAUUUGCCUCCGUCAUCGCCCGGCGCGCUCGACAGCGGUUCUAGCGACUAUUCUUCUGAUGGAGGCAACACCGCGGGAAGUGCAGAGACCGAUUUCCACGUGCAAUGCAAGAACGGUCUGCGGAGGAGGGCCACUAUGCACGACAUAGGACACACUACACGGACACGUGCGUCGGAGAGAUAUUCUUCAGUCGGUCAUGAUGGCCAGUCAGGGAAGAAGACUCGGUUCACUGGGGAUUCUUUUGAAAGUCUGCGCCGUACAGGCCCCUCAACACGAAGGCGUGGGUUUAGCAAUGCGAGCUCCAUGAGAUCAUCUCCCACCUCGUCGGUAGCUGCAUCUUCCCUGCCGUCUCCUCCUAUAACUCGCCUACGAAUGCGCCAGCUGUCGAGCGAGAUAUCACCUACCGCCUCUUCAUCUUCCAGAAGUAGCCAAGACAAGGGGAUAUCGAAGCAAGCGGGGCUCCACAACGGUGAUAGACUACGGCCUGCCCCACCCAUCGACGAAGAGAGUGAUUUGACCGAUCUCACCGAGGUCGAGGAGCCGCUCGCUUCGAUGUCGCCAAAUUCAACGUCGCCAAGUCCGAGACGGCUACGUAGCCAAGGCGAGAAGCAAAGCAGUGGCAGGCAGAGCAAGGAUGAGGUCAUUGACAGCCACGCUCGAGAGCCCCAGCGACGCAUGACCCUCAUGCGGAAGGCGAGGGCUAAUGUGGAAAGACCUUCGGAAGGUGAGGAAGAGGACGAACUCAACGAGAGCGAGACCGACCAAGAUGAAGAGGUGGAUGAACUUCAGCUUUCACCUUCUCCCGCUGAAACUCCGAAGGCCCCUGUCCUAUGGGCUCCCCUCAAGCGGAGGUUAAGGCCUCGGCCGUUACAGACCCAUACACCUCCCAGCGAUGGAGAUGAUGAGCGGAGUGAUAAUGAGGGCGAGACGGACCUCGAGCAGAGCGCUACUGAGGAGGAUAUUGACAAUGAGGAAGAUGAUGGGAGCAGCACUACUGUUGAUGAGGAGGAAAACACUGUGCAGGUCACGCUAGAGCCACGCAGGCUGAGAAGCGGCAAGGUUCUCGCAGAAGGUGACGAGGGCGAGUCUACAGGCGAAAAAGACGACGAUGACGAGGACGAUGAGAGUUAUCGAGGUUCCUCUUCAGAAGAUGUCGAUACGGAGAGCGAAGCAGAUGAAAUUGACGAGGUUAAUGAGGUUGAUGGAGUGAUGGAUGAAAACGUGGACCUCACCGUAGCCACUUCAAAGUCUCUAUUGCGCAUGCGGAGGGAAAAACUUGUACGGUUAUGUGAAACACGGGAUCUCGACACGACAGGUACAAAACCGCAACUCGCUGAGGCUCUCCUUCAGUGGAGAGACCAGCAUUAUAGUUCACCGUCGUCGACUGGUACAGCACGUCCGCCUUCUACUCCAAAAGACCGCGGACAUGGCAGACGGAAGACACGGAGUAAGAGCCAAAGCGAAACACCGCCCGUUCUCAUGCGCCCCGAGCGUGUACACACAGACGAGCCUCGCACUCCUCCGUUGUCAGAUCGGGCGAAGGCGGCGGAGCCAGAGCUCGAACUUGACUUGGAGAGCUUGGGGCUGGAGGAGAGGGAGAUUCCCCCGGAAAAGCUGACAAAGCUUGAAAGGAUCGGCAGCGGCGGCUUCAAAGAUGUCUUCAUCGGAAAGUACAAACGUAGUAAGGUCGCGAUAGCUGAGUUCAGAGACCAGCUCAGUGCCAUGGACAUCAAGGAACUUAAGCUCCUCGGUGAUUUCAACCAUCCCAACAUUGUCAAAUUCCUUGGCGUGAGCAUACCGGAGAACACUCGAGACACGCCAGUCAUGAUCGUCAGCGAGCUGUGCUCAAAUGGCGAUCUAUUCGACUACAUACGUAACGUUAGCCCCCCUUCGUUGCAUAAAAUCCUCUGCAUCAUGCUCGACAUCGCCCGAGGACUUGAGUACCUGCAUACCCGGAAACCAUCCGUCAUCCACAGGGAUUGCAAGUCGUCCAACAUCCUCAUCACAUCCAAGGGGGUUGCAAAGAUCACCGACUUUGGCCUGGCGAAGGUAAAGCAGUCAACGCGCUCGAUGGUUCGCAGUUUGGUCGGCACAGUGAAUUGGCAGGCUCCUGAGCUCUGGACCGCCCAUCCAAAGUACAAUCACAAGGUCGAUGUCUACUCUUGUGGGAUGGUGUUCUGGGAGAUGCUCCAAUGGCAUGUGCCAGUGAAGGCGUUUCCUUGGGAGGGCAUGAACGAGCAUGCGAUCUACGAUGUUGUGGGUAACAAGCAUCAGAGGCCAUCAGUUUCAGGAUUGCGCAAGCAGUGGUGCCCUGAGAUCGUGGACUUGGUAGAGCGCAUGUGGGCGCAAGAUUCCAAAGACCGGCCUACGAUGACCGAAGUCGUUGAAGAGCUGGAACGCCUCGUGCAGAAGUACCGAUGAAAUAUACCUUGGCACGCUUAUGCGAAGCUAGCCGACACCGCUAUCACUUCACUUAUUCCCUGCUGACUAUCUCCUGCCAUCUGCUUCGAGGACUCUUGGUUUCAUGGUCUCAAGACUGCGUGCUUGCGGGUCUGUCCUAAUUCCAGCAUCCCAUCCUACUUUAGAGCGAGGGUUUUUUUUUCGCUUUGUACAUUACAGUCAAACCAUGGCAUCGUGACAAUCAUUGCAAUGUGUUAUUAGCCACUAUUUGUAUCUUACUAGCCAUACCAAUUUGCAGUGCAUCACAAUGGAUGGAAAACUAUUACAAAC